This is a messenger RNA of Hymenoscyphus albidus, 526 nucleotides long. Lineage: Eukaryota; Fungi; Ascomycota; Leotiomycetes; Helotiales; Helotiaceae. The record is from the annotation of a GenBank genome assembly.
AUGUUGCCUAUCUCACGUGCUUUCAAGUUGCCUGAGUGGUUUGGUUGGGUUGCUAAUCUGGUAAGUAAAGUGUAUUACUAGAAGACUUUAAUGCUAAUGAAGUGUCACAGAUUGGAUUGGUAUAUCUAAUCGUCACAACAGUCCUGUUUUUGUUUCCACCCGAAUUGCCCGUCACAGGGUCGAAUAUGAGUAUGUCCUUCUCACAUUCACUCUUGUAAUGAUCGCUAAGAAGUAUUAGACUACUGUAUUGUAGUAUUCUUCAUUAUCCUCGUCCUCUCCAUUAUGCAAUGGUUUAUCGAUGGAAAGAAGAACUAUAAUGGCCCAAGAAUCAACAUUGACAAUUUGCAAAACGCUGAGGUGGAAGGUGUAGAUGCGAGUCAUGAAGAGGAGAGCUCGAUUGAAGCUGGGAAGGUUACUAAGUGAUCUUGUAAGAUAAAGGAAUGAUUUGCUUUUUAAAGACUAUAGAUCUAGCCAGGGAGUAAAAUAUGUACAGUACAUAAUAUUGCAGAGGAUUUUGGCAUUAGAC